Molecule: messenger RNA, 1377 nt
Organism: Heterostelium album PN500
Lineage: Eukaryota; Evosea; Eumycetozoa; Acytosteliales; Acytosteliaceae
Gene: bkdA
Product: thiamine pyrophosphate-dependent dehydrogenase E1 component subunit alpha
Exons: 4
Coding region: 1-1377 (458 amino acids)
Biological process (GO): branched-chain amino acid catabolic process
Molecular function (GO): oxidoreductase activity, acting on the aldehyde or oxo group of donors, disulfide as acceptor
Source: RefSeq, a predicted model, not a curated record
AUGAGUCAAAACAUUAAGAAUCUUUCUAAAUUAGUUAGACAAUCAUCAAACAGAUGGCUUUUCCAACAAAAUAGAGUACAAACAUUAUCUUUGAAUAACAGUUCAAUCUUUGUAAAGAAUGCCAUUAAUAAUAAUAAUAGUAAUAAGAAUAUAAAUGUAAAAUAUUUCUCAACAAAGACAGAAACUCAACAAGAUCUCGAUGUCGAUAAGUUUGAUUACACCAACAAAUUAGAACCACAAGUAUUGAAGGAUUACAUUCCAUGUUACACUGUUAUGGAUCAAGAAGGUGUUGUCAAUCCACCAUCUGCUGACCCAAACUUUGGACAAGAAUUGGUUACAAAGAUGUAUAAACAAAUGCUAUUGUUGAACACAAUGGAUUCGAUUUUCUACGAUGUUCAGAGACAAGGUAGAAUCUCCUUUUAUAUGACUUCGUUUGGUGAGGAAGCUAUCCACAUUGGAAGUGCUCAGGCACUCUCGAUGGACGACACCAUCUUUGCUCAGUAUCGUGAGAGCGGUGUUUUGAUGUGGCGUGGUUUCACACUCGAUGAGAUUGCCAAUCAGUGCUGCUCGAACGAGUUGGAUCCAGGAAAGGGACGUCAAAUGCCAGUUCAUUUUGGAUCGAAGCGUAUCAAUGUACAGACAAUCAGUUCGCCACUGACCACCCAGCUUCCACAGGCAGUCGGUUCGUCAUACGCUCAAAAACUGGCUGGUGAAAAGAACUGUACCAUCGUCUACUUUGGUGAGGGUGCUGCCUCCGAAGGUGAUUUCCACGCCGCCAUGAACUUUGCCGCCACACUCUCCACCCCAACCAUCUUCUUCUGUCGUAACAACAAAUGGGCUAUCUCCACUCCAGCCUCUGAACAAUACCGUGGUGAUGGUAUUGCCGGACGUGGUCCAUCCGCCUACGGUAUGACCACCUUCCGUGUUGACGGAAACGACAUCUGGGCUGUCUACAACGUAACUAAAAUGGCAAGAGAUAUUGCAGUUGAAAAAGGUGUUCCAGUUUUGAUUGAAGCUAUGACUUAUAGAGUUAGUCAUCAUUCGACAUCCGAUGACUCUAGCAGAUAUCGUACAACAGAGGAAAUCAAUCAUUGGAAGGAAAAGAAGAAUCCAGUAAACAGAUUGAAGAACUAUAUGAUUAGAAAGGGAUGGUGGACUGAGGAGUUGGAAAAGUCAACCAUUAAAGAGUCACGUGAGCAAGUCAAAGCAGCUCUCCAAAAGGCAGAGGCACAAAAGAAACCGAUGAUCUCAGAGUUGUUCACUGACGUCUACGACACAAUUCCAAACAACUUAUUGGAACAACAAAAAGAAUUAAUCGAACACAUCAAGCUUUACCCAGAGGAAUAUCCAAUCGAUCAAUAUGCUCCAGAAAAGUAA